Cyprinus carpio (common carp) is the source of this 1240-nucleotide messenger RNA. RefSeq names its product complement C1q-like protein 2. Gene Ontology annotation, molecular function: protein binding. NCBI's taxonomy places the organism in Eukaryota, Metazoa, Chordata, Actinopteri, Cypriniformes, Cyprinidae. The record is from RefSeq and is a predicted model, not a curated record.
AACUGAUAUGUUGAUCCAUCAAUAUACACAUUCCCUAUGAACAUAAACUGUUUUGCUUUUGCUUUUUACAUGUGAUUCUCUACAAUACAUACAGAUAAAUAUAUAUUUUUUUUUUUAUUUCCUCAUAAAAUGUGUCAUGAGUUAAACAUCAACCCACCAGGGAUAUAUCAGGAGCUGCAGGAAGUAGCCAGUUUAGGAAAAGCGUAAGAAAGUUUUCAAGUGGUGUGACUGCAGAAUCUUAAGGUAAAGAUGUCCCGCACCAUUCUGUAUCCGCUGCUGCUUCUUCUGUUCAGCUCUGCCUCUAGGUCUGAGGUCCCGCAGGCUGAGGGGACUGAGCAUUUGAAUGUAGAGGAAAGAGGCGCUCUUUUGGCCUCUGGUGAGUUUGAGCAACACUUUCUCUCAGGGAUCCACUUUGAGCUGGCAGAGCUGAGGUCCACUGUGAGUUCUCUGAAGAACAGACUGCAGGUCACUGAGGAGCAGCUGGAGCAGCUCAAGAGAAAAGAAUAUAAGGUGGCAUUUGCUGCAACCCUUGGACCCAUAGGUAACCUCGGACCUUUUAACACGGAGAUAACUCUUGUUUACAAAGAUGUCUUUGUAAAUGAAGGAAGAGCUUACAAUCCAACCACUGGAAUCUUCACGGCUCCUGUAAAAGGAGUCUAUUUCUUCACUUUCUCUGGACAUAACCGCUCAUCUAAAGCUAUGGGUCUAAGACUCUUAAAAAAUGGACAACAGAUGAUAACUGUUUUCAAUCAUCCUCUAGGUAACCGCUAUGAUACAGGAUCUAAUUCAAUCUCUUUGACUCUAAAUGAAGGAGAUCACGUCUACAUGCGCCUCCGGGCAAAUACAUGGGUCUUUGAUAAUGAAAAUGACCACACUUCAUUUAAUGGUCAUUUACUUUUUUCUCUUUGAUGGUCUUAUAAAAGCUUUAACAAACUUAAGUUGUGCUUUAAGUUUUAAUUGAUUCUUACAGUAUGCUUAAUUUUUGUCAUUAGCCAGUGUCCUUCACAUUUUUACUAAACAAUAUUAGUCAAUGACAUGAUUAGCACAGUCCUUGUAUGGAUAUUUUACAACAGUGUCAUUUUGGUGUAUAAUAGACAAUUUUUAUUUGUAAUUUGCGUACCUCUGACCAUUUUAAAUAUUAUCUAAAUAUCCCUAGGCUACUGUAUAUACUUUUUAAACACAAAAUUUAACAUUAGUUAUUGUUAUAUUUUUUUUUUUACGUUUCCUUAAUAAAUGAAAC